This is a messenger RNA of Paramecium tetraurelia, 862 nucleotides long. RefSeq lists its product as uncharacterized. The record is from RefSeq and is a predicted model, not a curated record. NCBI's taxonomy places the organism in Eukaryota, Ciliophora, Oligohymenophorea, Peniculida, Parameciidae. The transcript is spliced from 4 exons.
AUUUAAAUAAUUAGAUGUCUAAUCAUCCAUAUAGCAAUGCCCCACCUGCUUAGCCUUUGGCCACCACUUAGGCUCCUAAAUUUGGUCAACCAACCCUCUAACAACCAGUUCCCUAGUAUGCUGUCCCAUUGCAAUAAUCCCCAAUCCGAUAAUCAUAUAUCCAACCAGUUCAAUAUGCCCCUGCUCCUUAACCAGUCUAAUAUGUUCAAUAACCAGUCUAAUAUGUUUAGUAACCAGUCUAAUACGUUUAAUAACCAGUCCCAUAAGUUUAACAUCAAUCAAUCAAAGGAGAAUCAAGAAUUGAAUAUGUUCCUUAUUAAAAGGCUGUUGUAGAAUAUGAAGAAUAAGAAGUGGUUCAAUAUGUCCCAAGAGAAAGAAAAGUGACAGAUUAUUAUGCUGUUGAGUACUAAACCGAAUAUGUCCCUUAAGUGUUUCAAGAGAAAUUCACAGAAUACGUCCCAGUUGACAGAUAUCAAGAGAGAGUAGAGUAUUAUCCAGUCGAAAGACAAGUUGUCCAUCAAUAAGUUUAACCUGUCCAAUAGGUUGUUUAAUAACCAGUUCAAGUAGUCUAACAACCAGUCUAGGUUGUCUAAUAACCAGUUUAUUAAUAACCAGUUUAUCAAUAACCAGUCUAAUAUGUUUAAUAACCUGUUACUUAUGCAUAACCAUUGGUCGCUUCCAGAGUUGUUCCUUAAGGUUUCGCACCCACUUAUGCUCCAUCUUAUGUUUAGUAAUUCUAACCAUAACAAAUCCCUUAAUAACCAAAACCCUAAUAAUAACAAUAACAAUAGGCUCCAAGAUCUAAUGUUGGUCCACAAUGAACGAUAUUAAUAAAAUGAAAAUUUAUGUCAAAGAUUUACCA